Molecule: messenger RNA, 366 nt
Organism: Rodentolepis nana
Lineage: Eukaryota; Metazoa; Platyhelminthes; Cestoda; Cyclophyllidea; Hymenolepididae
Source: the annotation of a GenBank genome assembly
GCACAUGUCCACAACCUUACUCUGUUGUUGUUCGAUUCAAAUGGAAAUUGCGCACAAUCUUUAGUGGAGAUCGGAGAGAGUGUUCGUCCUCUUGAGCCAGUGGGUGAGCCCUGGUACGUGGGUCAAAUCACACGACAAAAGGCCGAAGCACUGCUGCAAUACGACGGUGACUUUCUUGUGCGGGCAUCCACUCAGCAGCCCAACCAGUUUGUCCUCUCGGGUAUGCAGAAUGGCAAGAAACGACAUCUCCUGCUAAUCAAUCCCGAAGGACAGGUAUACACACACACACUCUCUCUCUCUCCUAUUUCCUCUUUUUAUUUCAUUUCAUUUUACUUGACCAUCAGAACUUCGAUCAAUCUUCAAUGA